This is a messenger RNA of Triticum dicoccoides, 613 nucleotides long. RefSeq names its product SKP1-like protein 1. The transcript has 2 exons. NCBI's taxonomy places the organism in Eukaryota, Viridiplantae, Streptophyta, Magnoliopsida, Poales, Poaceae. The coding region runs from base 1 to 459 and encodes 152 amino acids. The record is from RefSeq and is a predicted model, not a curated record. Gene Ontology annotation, biological process: ubiquitin-dependent protein catabolic process.
AUGAUCAUGCUAAAGACCUCAGAUGGUGAUGAGUUUGAGGUCGAGGAGGUGGUCGCCAUGGAGUCCCUGACCAUCCGCCACAUGAUCGAGGAUGAGUGCGCCGACAACGAGAUCCUAAUCCCCAACGUCGAUUCCAAGAUCCUCUCUAAGGUCAUCGAGUACUGCUACAAGCACGUCCAUGCCAAGCCAUGCGCUACCGCCGGUGGAUCCACCUAUGUCGUUGUGUCUGAUACCGCGGCUAACGCCACCCUAGCAGAGGACCUCAAGAACUGGGAUGUAGAGUUCGUCAAGGUCAACCCGACCGUCCUCUACGACAUCAUCCUGGCUGCAUGCUAUCUUAACAUCGAGGCACUGGUGAACCUAAUAUCCCAGACUAUGACCGACAUGAUCAAGGGCAAAACUACGGAGGAGAUACGCAAGAUGUUCAACCUGAAGAACGACUUCAUGCUCGAGGAGUAGGAGAAGAUUCACACGGAGAACCAAUGGGCAUUUGAGUAGAGGAGCGUCUAAGCUACACUGAAUGAACGCUUACUGUUCAUCAUGUCAACCUUUGAGAUCCCUUCUUUAUGUCGUAAUGGGUUUUAAUUUCUGGGCCCUAUGAGGUGGUUAUGUU